AUGAAGACUGCCGUCAUUCUCUCGCUCGGCCUGGCCUCAAUGGCCUUGGCACAGCCUCGCGGCCACCGAGCCCACAUCCGCGCCCACAACAAGCGUGACCUCCAGACUGAGUACACCACUGAGUGGGAGACUGUUGUGGUCACCGAGUGGAUUGACGAGACCUCCACCGAGUGGGUCACUCCCACUUCCACUCUCUCGUUGACCGCAACGGUGACUUCGACAUCUUCGAGCUCGACCUCGUCUGUUGCCGCCACCUCGGAUGUCGCUCCGGGCAAGUUCUUUGAGAGCGCCGCGUCUUCUGCUGCUCCCACAACCUCCACCUCGGUGUAUGUUGCGCCCACACCGUCGACCACCUCGACUUCUUCCAUCGAGCCGGUCUACACUCCUCCCACCACCUCUUCAGCUCCUGUCGUUCCCACCACGGCUGCUCCCACCACCUCUUCAGCUCCUGUCGUUCCCACCACGGCUGCUCCCACCACCUCGAUCGAGCCGACCACCACUGAGCAGGUCUACACUCCUCCCACUACUUCUUCCACUCCCGUUGCUCCCACCACCACCUCUGUCAUUGUCGUGGACACGCCGGUUUACACGCCGGUUUACACGCCCACCACUUCUUCCGUUGCCGUUGUCGUACCUACCACGUUCAGCAGCGUUUAUGUCGCCCCGGCCACUACAUCGACCACUGCUGCUGCUGCCGCUGCUACCACGGCCAGCUCUGGCUCUAGCUCUGGCAAGACCACCUUUACCGGCGACAUGACCUACUACCAGAUUGGCCUCGGCUCGUGCGGCAUUGACGACACCGGUCUUGACAUGACUACCAACAUUGUCGCCAUCAACGUCGAACAGAUGGGCUCUCUGUCCAACGACAACCCCAACUGCGGCCGCACCAUCACCAUCAGCGCCAACGGCAACACCGCCACCGCCUUGGUCCACGACAAGUGCAUGGGCUGUGCCUACGGCGCCAUCGAUGUCAGCGAGACCGUGUUCGAUGCCAUCUUUGGCAGCACCGACCUUGGCCGCUCUGAGGUCACCUGGUGGUACAACAACUAA
Messenger RNA from Grosmannia clavigera kw1407, 1050 nucleotides. Its product is annotated as expansin family protein. The transcript has a single exon. The record is from RefSeq and is a predicted model, not a curated record. The coding region runs from base 1 to 1050 and encodes 349 amino acids. NCBI's taxonomy places the organism in Eukaryota, Fungi, Ascomycota, Sordariomycetes, Ophiostomatales, Ophiostomataceae.